UACCUGGCCAGUAGGGGGUCGUUUGGGAUACAGCCUGGCUUUAAUGGAGAAAACCGUGGUUAAGUUCAGACAUUGUGGGAAAGAUAUUUAUAGUUUUUCGAAACUAGAUGUCACGUUAAAGCAACAAAAUGCAUGUAGUGCUGAGAGAAAUGUGUGCCCUGUUUGUCGUAAUGCUCUGGUUCUUGGGCUUUUAGACGCACCUGUGGCGCUUCCUUCUCCUUUCACAAACGGCCAUGAAACUCAGUGCUCGUUUCUUUUAGGCGCAAACGAAGGACCAUGGUAUUUAGGAGAAUGGCGCGAGACGGAGUUACAUGUUGGACUGUCCGACUCAAAAGGUUUGGUCUAUAACUACACGCUGGCAGGAGUCCAGAGGGAUGAACACGGAUGGGAGCAGUGUGUGUCCAUCCAACUGGUUCCACCGUAUAGACAAGACCUAACACAGUUAUGGGAUAAAGAACUGAACCUUUUUUCAUCACUCCCAGUGUGGACUCCAGAACGAUUCCAAGAGGAGAGGGAGUUUGGCUCGUGUUGCUAUGGCUUCGCCCUGACAUUCAUUAACCACAUGAGAUCGCUGGACAGUAAAGCUCCUCUUAGCAGAAAUGAGUUCACCAGUGCCCAUGUUUUAUCCCGAAUGAAACGUGCCUCCAUGUACAUCAGGGUGUAUGAAGAAAUAGCACAACAUGGCUUUUACAUUGUUGAUAAAUAAGGUCUUGUAAUUCAGUUGCUCUCGUGUGAACCCAGUCUCGGUUCACAGUUUUAAAAUGUACUGUUACUUAUGUAGUAAAUAAUAAUGUAAUGUCAUUUUUGUUAUUUGCUAGUAAUUUCAGUAUGAAAUCAUUGUUGCCACAUGGAUCUGUGGUUGGCUUAUUAUUCAUAUAAUCCACAUUGGAAAUCGAGAGCAUGCUUUUUUUUUUUUUGCCCUUAAAGAAAUUAAAUAUGGUGAAAUGA
Messenger RNA from Ictalurus punctatus (channel catfish), 948 nucleotides. RefSeq names its product MKRN2 opposite strand, tandem duplicate 1 (gene mkrn2os.1). Bases 44 to 706 code for a protein of 220 amino acids. The transcript is spliced from 4 exons. The record is from RefSeq and is a predicted model, not a curated record. Lineage: Eukaryota; Metazoa; Chordata; Actinopteri; Siluriformes; Ictaluridae.